Cucumis sativus (cucumber) is the source of this 1559-nucleotide messenger RNA. Its product is annotated as UDP-N-acetylglucosamine transporter ROCK1. Lineage: Eukaryota; Viridiplantae; Streptophyta; Magnoliopsida; Cucurbitales; Cucurbitaceae. Bases 153 to 1148 code for a protein of 331 amino acids. The transcript has 7 exons. Gene Ontology annotation, molecular function: pyrimidine nucleotide-sugar transmembrane transporter activity. The record is from RefSeq and is a predicted model, not a curated record. Gene Ontology annotation, biological process: pyrimidine nucleotide-sugar transmembrane transport. Gene Ontology annotation, cellular component: Golgi membrane.
ACCAACUUCCACCCUUUUGAGCGUAUCUGACUACACGACGCCGUUUCGACUGUUCCAAGAUUGAAAGGCAAGGAACCGUAUAUGCUCGCAACUCAUUGACGCAUCCGCAUCGGAGUUUUCAACUUGGAGGAGAACUCCGGUAGGCUGCAGUGAUGCCGUCUGUAGCUCCAAAGAAAAGGCCCAAAGAUGCGGCCACUAGGGCCGAUCAGAUGAACAGGGGAAUUUUGCUUUACUCCAUUUUACUUGCUCUUCAGUACGGAGCUCAACCCCUAAUCUCCAAGCGAUUUACGAGACGAGAAGUUAUUGUGACUUCAUCUGUCUUAACUUGUGAGAUUGUGAAGGUCGUAUGUGCUCUGGCUAUCAUGGUGAAAGAAGGAAGUUUAAAGAAAACUUUUAGUGAGUGGACUGUUGCUGGUGCAUUAACUGCUUCAGGACUUCCUGCUAUUAUUUACGCAUUACAAAAUAGCCUUCUGCAGAUAUCUUACAAGAAUCUUGAUUCUUUGACAUUCUCAAUGCUGAAUCAAACAAAGAUACUCUUCACUGCUGUAUGUACAUAUUUUUUACUCAGGCAGAAGCAGUCCAUUCAGCAAAUUGGGGCUCUAUUCUUGUUGAUUGUUGCUGCCGUUCUUCUAAGUAUAGGAGAAGGAUCUAGUAAGGGUUCCAGUGAUGGCAGUCCUGAUCAAAUUUUGUUUCAUGGGAUUAUUCCUGUCUUGGUCGCUUCUGUACUUUCUGGUUUGGCUUCUGCAUUGUGUCAAUGGUCUUCACAGGUUAAGAAACAUUCAUCAUACUUGAUGACCGUAGAAAUGUCUGUAGUUGGAAGUCUGUUUCUAUUUGCUAGUACUUAUAAAUCACCUGAUGGAGAAGCUAUCAGACAGCAUGGUUUUUUCUACGGCUGGACUAUUCUCACCAUGAUUCCAGUCAUAUUCAAUGCUCUUGGUGGAAUUCUUGUUGGACUAGUCACCAGUAGGGCCGGUGGUGUUCGAAAGGGAUUUGUCAUUGUGUCGGCACUUCUUGUGACAGCAUUGCUGCAGUUCAUAUUCGAAGGGAAACCGCCUUCAAUGUAUUGCAUUGUGGCUCUUCCCCUAGUGGUCAGUAGUAUUUCUAUAUAUCAAAAGUAUCCCUACAGAGUUAAAAAGAAGGAAUUAUAGCUUCUGACUGUUAUUUACCGGAACAUUAUCUCAUUGCAUGGAUGGAAUUUGUAGAUGUAUCACAUUAUCAAAGCUGCAUAAAUGGCUAUAUCUUCAUAUUUUAGUCAUCUGCUUGAUAAUUGUAGUUGCUAAGGGUACAAAAUACUUGAUUUAUUUGAAUUCAUAGAAUUCUGUAUUUGGAUAUGCAUCAAGCUGUAAAUGGAUGACGUAUAUGAUCAUUUCAUUCUUCAGUUCCAGAUGAGCAUUGGAGAAGUGAUGAUUACCUAUAGGCCUUAACAAUAUACAAACAGUAUCGGAAGUUUAUUUUCUUCUCAGUUUACAAAUUGUUCUCUACUGUUUGAAUAUGGAUGGAAAGAAACAAUGUCAUCUUGUUAUUAUUAUUCAACAUUAAUUUAAUCCUACGUUUUAUUA